AUGGACCCGUGGGGAAACGUCAAGAUCCCAUAUCUGCGCCCGGAAUCUAGUGGUGACUGGAGAGACAUACGGCAAGAUCUGACCACAGACGAUUAUUCCUCCUUGGCUGGUGUGCCUCUCAGCGACCUCAACUAUGACGGUAAAACAACAUUUUCGCUUGAGUCAAGCUACAUCCAACUACAAUGCAGCAACAUCACCACCAGUCCACUCUCAGAGCCAGAUGGGUCUUAUCGUGACAUGAUGAGAGUCGACUUACUUCAGUCUGCUUUUUCCGAUUUCAUUAGCAUGUCGGGAGCGCGACACAUUUAUGAACUUCCAAAUGGCACGUGGCAUGGCGUUUCGUCGAGCAGAAAUAUCAGCUCGAGUGACACAACCUGGAGUCUGGGGUUUGAUCGUUUCAUCGAUCCGCUUUGGUUCGGGGGUAACAAUACCAAUUUCACCGAAUUUCGCAAAGGCGCCAAGGGUUCGCGAGCCCAAGACCUUCACAGACUCAUUCUAUUCCAAGAUCAAAAAGGAAUCGAAGCUGGUCCUACAAGGCUGCUGUUCCAAGCCAAGUGCAAGGACAGUUUUCACGCACCACAACUUUACUUUACUGGAUACUGUGAUGUGACUCAAACAUAUGUUGAGUCUCGCGUCACAUGCGAUCGAUCCACGACUACACGACAGAACUGCUCCGGCGUUGCCCAACGUCCUUCCCAGCAAAUGCAUGCCCCGGAAAGCAUAACGCCGUUAUCAUUUCCAGUCAUUUUCCACGACAUAUCCCAGGAGCUGCCUCUUGCGGUGGGCGGGGAUGUGUCAUUUCAAACAGAAACAUCCCUCUAUUACAUCAAAGAUCCUAGUCUCCGGAGCAUCAACGGAGAGGAACGGGCGUUCCUCGAAAACGUCACUGCCAGGGAUUUGGGAGUUCGCUUAGGCCAACUACUCAACUCCUAUUACCAAUUGACGCAGUUGUCUCUCAAUAUCACCGAGGGAUCCAGUGGGGUUUCUAUAUUCGAGCCGAACAUCUCAGUAUCAGGAACAACUAGUAGGGAUGUGGUUGUUUUCGGCGUGUCGGAUGGCUGGGCUACUCUCUGUAUGGCCUCUUGCGCUGCAUUACUCGCGGCAGGUAUUCUCAGCGUUGUACUUGCUCAUUGGGCCCAGACUCCAGAGAUCCUGGGUUAUGUUUCGACUGUGUUUAGAGACUCAAGGCACAUCGAGCUGGAGGCUGAAUCGGAUCGACUCACCGGAGUUGAACUAUCGAAAACAAUGAUGAAGGAGAGGAUUAGAUAUGGCCUCGUCAGCGAGAAGGGUGGCGAGAAGUUGCGGAUGGGUGUUGGGCGUCAGGAAGAAAUAAAAGGGUGUAGCGGCAAUCUUCAAUGA
This is a messenger RNA of Colletotrichum gloeosporioides, 1359 nucleotides long. RefSeq lists its product as uncharacterized. The transcript has a single exon. Bases 1 to 1359 code for a protein of 452 amino acids. The record is from RefSeq and is a predicted model, not a curated record. NCBI's taxonomy places the organism in Eukaryota, Fungi, Ascomycota, Sordariomycetes, Glomerellales, Glomerellaceae.